Acaulospora morrowiae is the source of this 220-nucleotide messenger RNA. NCBI's taxonomy places the organism in Eukaryota, Fungi, Glomeromycota, Glomeromycetes, Diversisporales, Acaulosporaceae. The record is from the annotation of a GenBank genome assembly.
AUAAGUAUAGCUCAGCAGUAUACAUAACAAUAAUUAAGGAGAUUCCUAUAUCCAAAGAAAUCAAACAACCAGUGCCACCUUUGAAAGAAAUAGCAAAAAAGUUAAUGACAACUGAAAUCAUUAGUAAAGACCAACGAGAUCAAGCUGUUCAAGUAUUGAAUAAGUAUAGGAAAGCUUUUGUAAAAGAAUUGGAUCAGUUAGAACAAACUAAUAAAAUGCA